AGACAGAGAAGGAUCCAGUUGUUGGAGUAUGGCCUGGAUAUCGCAGCCGAGGGCAGUCCACUGGAUGCGUGGAGUGCGAGGGUGCUCCAGUGGCAGGCGCAGAUGAGCAUCGCAAUGAAGAACGCUAAAUUUGCGCGUCUCAACGUGACUGAACGCGCUGCGCAGUCACGUUGA
This is a messenger RNA of Gongylonema pulchrum, 174 nucleotides long. NCBI's taxonomy places the organism in Eukaryota, Metazoa, Nematoda, Chromadorea, Rhabditida, Gongylonematidae. The record is from the annotation of a GenBank genome assembly.